AUGUCCCCACCACACUUGACCGCCGGCUGGGUCUACGGUCUGGAGUCUGUACCUUCCACAACCGAGGCCGGCAAGAUCAUUGCCAUUGCCAUCGCGUUCUCAAUCAUCUCGCUGGUGUCUGUCUUGGUACGCUUCACGCAACGCUGGAAGCUUCUUCAUACUAUCGGACUGGACGAUGUUGCCUCCGCCGGAAGUAUGCUUUUCGGAGUGGCAUACUGUUCAAUAGCGAUUUAUCAGACAAGAUGGGGUCUGGGACUCGAUGCGAAGGCUUUCCCAGACGGCAACGCAGUGCAAUUUAGUCGCGUUCAGUACACUGGUGGACCGAUCUACUGCCUGGCCAUCAUGGGCUUCAAGGUCUCACUUCUGGCCGGUUACCUACGAUUGGCCGGAUUCAACAAGACUUACCGCAUUGUGCUAUACAUCACUUUAGGCAUGGUCAUCUCAAACCAGCUGAUCUACACCUUCCUGCUAUCGUUUGCUUGUCAGCCGAUCGCUAAGCAAUGGGAUCCAGCGCUCCCAGGUCAUUGCAUCGACCAGCUCGCAACUUACUUUGGUCUGGGAGGGUCUAGUCUAGGCUUCGACAUUCUCAUUAUUCUGUUGCCUUUCCCAAUUCUGCGUCGCCUACAACUCGACACCAAAAAGAAAGCCAUCUUGGGGGGGUUGUUUGCACUAGGCUUCUUCGUCACAAUUAUACAGGCGAUUCGCAUCCACACGAUCGCAAACCUCGCCACAUAUACCGAUUCGCAGCCCAUCAUCACAUGGUCGAUGGUUGAGAUCCAUCUAGGCGUGUUCAUAUCGUGCGUUCCAUCGUUCGCACCGUUGCUACGGAAGUUUGGCGAGAGAGUGGGAACGCAGUAUCACUCCAGUGGUGCUGGAAAGCCGUCGCGUGACAAGUACGGCAAUAGUGCUGUCAAGGCAGAACAUGUUGGCGAUAGCAAUACGAGUCGAACACAAAAGAGUAAGAAGACGUUCUCAUAUCUGUCGCGAGAGGCGCUCGACGAGCAUGAUGAUGAGAUCGAGCUAUGGCGGGGUCCUGAAGCAAAGGGUCGUAAUGGCAAAGCAGAUGCGACGAUCUGGGGAGCGCACACGAACCAGGGGACAGUGAUCGGAACCGCUGUGUCGACGCCGCACGACGAGACCGGGUAUGGUGCGCCGGAUCGCGGUGGCAUAUUGCAUAGCGAAUACACACCCAGCGACGGGAUCUUCGUGCAGCACAACAUCCGAGUGCAUAGUGAGCACAAUAUUCUUGCGCCUCGCUGA
Messenger RNA from Recurvomyces mirabilis, 1260 nucleotides. RefSeq lists its product as uncharacterized. NCBI's taxonomy places the organism in Eukaryota, Fungi, Ascomycota, Dothideomycetes, Mycosphaerellales, Teratosphaeriaceae. The coding region runs from base 1 to 1260 and encodes 419 amino acids. The record is from RefSeq and is a predicted model, not a curated record. The transcript has 2 exons.